AGGAAGCGGGGCUGAGGCGGCGCCAUGGAGCAGUGCCCGGCCCGGGGCUGGGCCCGGGGCUGCCGACAAACUUUGUUUCUGUCCCGGAGCGGAGCGGCGAUGGCGAUGGCGAGGGACUGAGUGAAGGUUCCCGUGUGGGUGACUCGCUCUCAGCUCAGCAUCAUGGCGCUGGGCAGGCGGCGCCGGGCCAAGACUGUACUGUUGUUGCUUUGCGGGAUGGCGGCUCUGGGCUUCCUGCUGUUCCCCAGAAAGGCUGAGAGCCAGAAGGGGAAGGAGGAGAGUGGGCGCCGGGGGGCGGCUGACAGCCCGCAGUCUGGGGGUCGGGAGCAGGAGCUGCUCAAGAGGCCGGUGUAUGAGAAGCCUCCCCUGGAUGUGAAGGCGCUGGGAGAGCUGGGCAGAGCCGUGCACCUGCACCUGGGAGGCGAGGAGAGGGUGAAGGAGGAGGAAAGUAUCAGCAAACAUCAAAUUAAUACUUAUCUCAGCGACAAAAUCUCCCUCCGCCGCCGAUUGCCGGAGAGGUGGAAUCCACUGUGCAAAGAGAAGACAUAUGAUUAUAACAACCUUCCAACCACUUCAGUGGUAAUAGCAUUUUAUAAUGAGGCCUGGUCAACACUUCUACGCACAAUUCACAGUGUUCUCGACACUUCACCUGAUAUUCUGCUGAAGGAGAUCAUUGUAGUGGAUGAUUACAGUGAUCGAGAACACCUAAAACAACGUUUAGAAGACUACAUUGCUUCUCUUCGCAAAGUACGUCUGAUUCGUGCGGGAAAGAGAGAAGGUUUGGUUCGUGCACGAUUGCUGGGUGCAUCUAUAGCAACAGGUGAUGUCUUGACAUUCUUGGAUUGUCACUGUGAAUGCCACAUAGGCUGGCUGGAGCCACUGUUGGAAAGAAUCCAUGAGGAGGAAAGUGCUGUUGUGUGUCCUGUGAUUGACGUCAUUGAUUGGAAUACCUUUGAGUACCUGGGAAAUGCUGGAGAGCCUCAGAUUGGCGGCUUUGACUGGAAUCUGGUGUUUACCUGGCAUGUAGUCCCUGAGCAUGAGCGAAAACGUAGGCGAUCUCCAAUUGAUGCUAUUAGGUCACCCACCAUGGCCGGAGGGUUGUUUGCUGUCAGCAAAAAGUACUUUGAAUAUCUGGGGACAUAUGACACUGGAAUGGAGGUGUGGGGAGGCGAGAACCUAGAAUUCUCCUUCAGGAUUUGGCAGUGUGGGGGAAUCUUGGAGGUACUUCCAUGUUCUCAUGUAGGCCACGUCUUUCCCAAACAAGCUCCUUAUUCCAGGAGCAAAGCCCCAGCUAACCGCGUUCGUGCUGUAAUGGUUUGGAUGGAUGAAUAUAAGGAACUGUACUUUAACAGGAAUCCACGUGCUCGAUUGGUACCUUAUGGCGACGUGACAGAUCGAAAGAAAUUACGAGAGAAGCUGCGGUGUAAAAGCUUCAAGUGGUUCUUAGAGAAUGUUUACCCAGAUAUCCAUGUGCCUGAGGAUCGACCAGGAUUCUUUGGAAUGAUGAAGAGCAGGGGGAUGGAGAACUACUGUUUUGAUUACAAGCCACAAAGUAAACGAAAUGUGACUGGAAAUAAAGUCAUUUUGUUUAAAUGUCAUGGUAUGGGCCAAAAUCAGUUCUUUGAAUUCUCUUCACAAAAUGAAAUCCGUUAUAAUACUCGCCAGCCUGAGGCCUGUGCUGCAGUGGAUGUCGGCACCGAUUUCCUAACAAUGUACCUCUGCCGAAAGGAUAAUCAGCCUGUGCCUGAGAAUCAGAAAUUCAUUUUUAAAGAGGAUGGCUCGAUACACCACGUCCAGACACAGAAAUGUGUGCAAGCUGUAUCCCAUGUGAAGACUGAUGGUCAUCCAGCACCAGUACUGCGACCUUGCUCAGAUAUCCCAGACCAGAAAUGGUUCUUUCAAAAGAAACACUGAAAUUCAGAGGUUUAUAAAGAACAACAACUUGCACUUAUAUAGUACCCUCCACGUAGGGUAGCGUCUCAGAGCGCUUAUAUAUAUAAAUAUAUAUAUUAUCAACUAGUUCUCACUAGCUACCAGAAGUGCUCCAGUGUGCUUACUAUGAUCAGUAUGAUCUUCCAUGGUGCUUCGGGUAUAUAGAAGUAUUGCAUAAUUUCAAAGAAAAUUUAGUUGAAAAAUAUAGUGGCAACAACUUCAUUUUAAAGUUACGAGACCUUUAUUUUUAUUAAUUCACUACUUUUUAAUUUAAAAACAAAAAAACUUCCAUAUUUAUUGGACAUUAAGGGUCCAGUUUUCAAACACAAUUGGCAGAUUGCUUGGUUCUGUUUAUGUUUACUGAUGCUCAAGUUAUGCCGUAGUUUACAUUGGACUUGUGCAGUUUCAGUAUUGAAUCAGCAUCAAAUGUAUGGUCGUGUUCAGGUGCAGAAAGCAUUCAAUAAGGUCUGUGUCAUAUCUUGCUUUAUAAUAGCCUGCCCAGUGUGACACUGCGCAGUAGUGUCUGGGAUAUGGUUCUGAAGAAGAGAUUGGAGCAGAGGGCAGUGCUACUCCAGUUAUAUAGAGUGCUGGUCAGACCUCAUUUGGAGUAUUGGGCAGUUUUGGGUACCGAAUCAUAGGAAGAUAUCACUAUUCUUAGUCUAUCUACCAGCUUUUGCCUUCCAAAUACAUGGAUGAUAUAUCAAAUAAUCUUAUUAGUAUACCCCUGGAGGGUUCCCAGGAACUAAUUACUGGAUUAAUACCUGGGAUAAAGAGGCUUAGCUGAAGUGAGAGCCUGGGUAGACUUGGGUUAUACUCCUUAGAGCUGAGGAUGUUAAGGGAUCUGAUUGAGGUGUUUAAAAUAAUGAAAGAAUUUGACAAACUAGAUGGUAGUCAACUCUGCUUUUUGGUUGAGGAAUUCAAAACAAGGCGACAUAAUCUUAAACGCAGCUGAAGUUGUAUCAGAAAACAUUCUUCACACUGAGGAAGUGUGCAAAUGUGAAAUGCACUCCUCCAGAGGCCAUAGAGAGAGAAUUCAUUGGGAUGUUUGAAAUGGUGUUAGAUAGGUACCAGGGAAGUAAGGGUAUAAUGGGGUGCUGGAAAAUGGGUUUAUAGACAUAUUGUUAUUGUGGUAUAGUAUCAAUGGGAUGAAUGAUCUCUUGUUCCUAUGUCAUUAUUUUUAAAGAGAAUUGCAUUUUCUCCAGAUGUAUUGGUAAAUUCACCACGUGGCACUUAGUGGGACCAUUCAGACACAAACAGUUUUAAAAACAUCAGUCAUUACAUUUGAUAGUAAUUCCUAUAAAGCACUUUGAGACAUUGCAAUGUGAUAAGUUACCAUACAAGUGCAAUUAUAUUUCUAAGAGAGUGAUUCAUCAACAUAACAUUUUUAUAAUCUAAAGAACUUUACGGACCUAUAAAAAAUAUUUUAAUGUUUGGGCUCUGUAAUUUUGUCGCCUUUUGAUAAAAAUAUUUGUACUUAUUCGUAUUCCUGGAAACCCUGCCUCAUUUUUUAAUUUAUCAUGUUGGCUGAAUGUCUCUGCAGUUAGAUAUCUGUCCUACAGUGUACAUUCAUUUUCGAGGGCUUACAGUUGAAGUUGCCAAGCACAAACAUUCUACUCUGCAACUGGAUUUAAAUAGUUGAGAUGUAACUGCAGAUGUUUACAUUUAAAUGCAAAAAGGGUUUUGCAAAAAAGGUUGCAAACUUUUCUUUCAACAAUGAUGUUCCAAUAAACAUAUUUUAUAAAUUA
This is a messenger RNA of Callorhinchus milii (elephant shark), 3677 nucleotides long. RefSeq names its product polypeptide N-acetylgalactosaminyltransferase 12-like. NCBI's taxonomy places the organism in Eukaryota, Metazoa, Chordata, Chondrichthyes, Chimaeriformes, Callorhinchidae. The transcript has 10 exons. The coding region runs from base 163 to 1914 and encodes 583 amino acids. The record is from RefSeq and is a predicted model, not a curated record. Gene Ontology annotation, cellular component: Golgi apparatus.